AGAGAAGGCUUAACUGGAUCAGGUUUCUCAAAAGUGUUAAGAUACAGGUGGAGGUUUUAGUCAAAAGCGAUGUGAGCACUUACGUCACUAAUUAAUAAUCGUGGUUUUUUGCGCCAACGCAGACAACCUCAUAUGGCCCAUGAUGCCAUGUGCAUAGCCACUGGCCACAGACCAGUUCCGCGGAUUGAAGAAUCUGAAACAUUUUGUUCAUCAAACUUGAAGCUCUAAUUUCUCUGAACCAGAUCUUCAACUCCCAUGGCCAUGGCUUCCAGCAUACACUUCAUUCUGAUUCCUCUAAUGGCCCAAGGCCACAUGAUCCCCAUGAUCGACAUAGUUAGAUUGUUAGCCCAGCAAGGCGUCACCACCACCAUCGUCACUACCCCAGUCAACGCCUUCCGAUUCAAGCCGAUCAUUGAUCGUGCCAUAGAAUCCGGCCUUCGAAUCCGACUUCUCCAACUUCGUUUCCCCUCUACAGAAUUCGGGCUACCUGAAGGGUGUGAAAACAUCGACCAUGUCCCCUCACGAGAUCUAAUCUUAAAUUUCCUGAACGCUGCGAGCAUGCUCCAACCAGCCUUAGAACAAUCUCUUCAAGAAAUGGAGCCACCUCCAAGCUGCAUAAUCUCCGAUAUUUGUCUCUCAUGGACAUCCCAUACGGCUCUUAAGUUUGGGAUUCCAAGGUUUUUCUUCAAUGGGAUGCUUCAUCGAAUCAAGUUAACAAAGGCUCAGUUAGCGGGUAGUGUUCGUGAUGAUGAUCCUUCCUUUCAUGAAAUCAGAAUGCAAGUCAGAGAGGCUGAACGAACAUCGGAUGGUGUGGUGAUCAAUAGUUUCUAUGAAUUAGAAUCUAGUUAUGUAGAUGAGUACCAGAAGCUUACAGGGAAGAAAGCUUGGUGUGUUGGCCCUGUUUCACUUUACAACAGAGAGGCCUCAGAUAAGGCUGAAAGAGGUAAUAAAGCAGCCAUUGAUGAAGACAAAUGCUUGGAGUGGUUGGAUUCAAGAGAGGCAGCUUCUGUCGUUUAUGUAUGUUUUGGGAGUCUAUGUCCCUUGGCUUCUUCACAAUUGAUAGAAAUUGGGUUAGCUUUGGAGAGAUCGAAUCGCCCAUUUAUAUGGGUAAUCAGACAAGGUAACAAAAAUAAACCAUCACAAGAAUUGGAGAGAUGGUUAUUGGAAGAAGGGUUUAAAGAGAGGACGAAAGGAAGAGGUUUAUUGAUUCAGGGCUGGGCGCCACAAGUGUUGAUCUUGUCACAUAGGGCGGUGGGAGGGUUUGUAACGCAUUGUGGGUGGAAUUCGACCCUGGAAGGGGUGAGCGCAGGUGUGCCUAUGAUAACUUGGCCCAUGUUUGCGGAUCAAUUCUAUAACGAGAAGCUGAUUGUGCAGAUUUUGGGGAUUGGAGUAAGGGUUGGUGUGGACGAUGCUUGUCAAUUGGGGCAAGGUGAAAAGCUUGGGGUGUAUGUGAAGGGAGAAGAGAUUGAGAAGGCGAUUGGGUUGUUAAUGGAUGGUGGAGAAGAAGGAGAAAUGGCAAGGAGGAAAGCGAGAGAGAUGGGGGAAAUAGCAAAAAGAGCAGUUGAAGAAGGGGGAUCUUCUCAACUCAACAUCUCACUCUUUAUUCAAGAUGUCAUGCUUCAGGUUGCAGAGAAACAUUCAGAAACAAUCAAGGAGAGGAGUUGAUUUUGAAGCGAAAUUGAAGAAUUUAGUUUUAUGUAAGGAUAAAUCAAGCCCUUCAUGAACAGUAGUUGUUUUCAGAUA
Molecule: messenger RNA, 1743 nt
Organism: Macadamia integrifolia
Lineage: Eukaryota; Viridiplantae; Streptophyta; Magnoliopsida; Proteales; Proteaceae
Product: UDP-glycosyltransferase 73C12-like
Exons: 2
Coding region: 256-1665 (469 amino acids)
Molecular function (GO): UDP-glycosyltransferase activity
Source: RefSeq, a predicted model, not a curated record